AUGACCACCCUAUCAAGACCUACCCCAUCCGAGGCCGACCGGCGGCAAGGCGACAUUCGAAAUGACGAUAAAAUAGCGCCAAUGCUUCUCUCGGCUGCCUGCGGAGAGCAACAAAAACCACAAUCAUUUGGCCCUCCUGUGAUUGCACACUCAUCGCCGUCUCUCUCCCCUCCCGGCUCAGGUUCUUGGUCGCGGUCAACUUCUUCAUCACGCUCAUCUUCUUCUGCCGCUUCUAUGGGUACUGCUGAGGUUCACGAAAUUGGCCCCAGAACUGCAGUUGGACUUAUAUGCAUUAGCUUGCUUUUCUCAGCGUAUGUUGCAUGGACGAUUCGCGGCCUUUUGUUGGGUCUGCAGUCGGGAUCAAACGCAUGGGCUUCCUUCGUUUAG
Messenger RNA from Fusarium oxysporum Fo47, 387 nucleotides. RefSeq lists its product as uncharacterized. The record is from RefSeq and is a predicted model, not a curated record. The transcript has a single exon. Bases 1 to 387 code for a protein of 128 amino acids. Lineage: Eukaryota; Fungi; Ascomycota; Sordariomycetes; Hypocreales; Nectriaceae.